AGAUCUGGAAUCUUGAGUUUCCAAAUCUGGUUAGGCGGCACUCCAUUCGGGGAUUGGUGAUUGCAACACCGCCAUGGUGAUUGCGUGGGCGAUACAACCACUACUUCGAUGAUGGGCAUAAUUUGGAUCUCUUCAUUCUUCUAUUUCUUCCCAAUUUGUCUUACCGUCUAAUUUUAUUUGUGAUGCUUUGAAUCGAUCUUGCUAUUUCUGAAUUCUACUUGAUGUUUGAGUGGUUCUGUUGCCAUUUCUCAAUUUUUAUUUUGAUUUCUAUUUCACCGGUGAGAUUGUUUUAAUAUUUGGGUAUUUUUGGGUAAAACAUAAUUGGGUCUGCUUUGAAUGAUUUUGUGUAUUAACAGAGGAAGGAAGAGAAAUAGCUUUUGUCGUCAUUGGUAGAUAUCCAUAUUCAAACAUUGUUGGGCUGCUUUAUCAGAAUGAGUAUUUAGCUUCCAAGCCUUUACAUUUUGUUGUGAUGAUGAUUGCUCUUGGUAUUAAUUAACUGUGAUUGUUCUUGGUAUGCAAAUUUUGUUAAAUCCUUGCUCUGUGUAUUCAAAGCUUGGAAAGUGUUUGGAUUUUAUCUUUUGGGAUGUGAUUUCUUUCUGUUUGAUUUCACUUAUGUGAGAAAAAGUUUUGGUUGGUUCAUGAAUUUUAGUUCACCGGUGGGUUUUCAUUGAACCUUGGACACAAUCAAAAUGAGAAGUUUUUCUAUGAUUUUGUCUUGGUGUAGAAUAUAUGAUUAUGGAAGUGGAGUGGGUUAAAAUUUUGUUGCUUAAUUUUUGUUUGAAUACUGAUAAAGUGAGACAAUUGAGUAGGAUUGAAGGUGGUUCGGCGUCCACCACCACCAACCUCUAGCCCAUCGCCGGAGCAAUAGUUUCUCCGACGAUGGGUUUCUAGUUUUCAUUUUUCUCUUAUAUAUUUUAAUAUUAAAUAUUUAUUCAUGUGGGAAAACGCAAAAACAAUGGCAGUUGGUUUUUUUGGUCCAAGUCAGCGUCGUAUCAUUGCCUAGUCAUCCUUUGUUAAUCGGGCAACAGGGAGAUUGUGGGAAAGAUGGUGUUUCCCAACGAUCAUAGUUAACAGAAUGGGUGAUUUGCCGCUGCUCUUAAGUAGAGGGGCUCAAUUGCACCUUCUGCCCAUCAUGAUGAGGUAGAAGUCGUCUCACACCGUACAUUUAUUUUCUCUAAUCGGAGUACGUAAUAAUUAUUCAUUUUAUUGUUUCUCUGUGCACUGUAAUAUUAAUCAGGUAGGAAAAUAGCAUUGC
Messenger RNA from Rubroshorea leprosula, 1255 nucleotides. The record is from the annotation of a GenBank genome assembly. NCBI's taxonomy places the organism in Eukaryota, Viridiplantae, Streptophyta, Magnoliopsida, Malvales, Dipterocarpaceae.